Molecule: messenger RNA, 844 nt
Organism: Ixodes scapularis (black-legged tick)
Lineage: Eukaryota; Metazoa; Arthropoda; Arachnida; Ixodida; Ixodidae
Product: ATP synthase subunit s, mitochondrial
Exons: 4
Coding region: 135-770 (211 amino acids)
Source: RefSeq, a predicted model, not a curated record
GUUGAUAGCGGCUGUGUUUGACGAUCAACCGUAUUUUAACAAAUUUUACGAGGUAGAACUGGUGCUGAAAAAGGUGGAACUGCAACUGUGUGUUCGGCAUAGUGUGACACCUCUUCUGGACAGAUCGCCAAACGAUGAUCAGGGCGCCCGUGGCCUGCUGCAGAUCGUUGUGUGCGAGCGUGGGCAUAUCGCUGGCCCCUCUGGCCCCUAAGCUGACCUUCACUCCGAAGCGUCACUUCUGGCAAUGGCUAAACGCCGUAUUUAACAAGUAUGACGAGGCUCGCAUCCGAGAGGUGGGUCCUGAUCGAGCAGCGGCGGAAUGGCUCAUCCGCUGCGGCGCUUCCGUCCGGUGGGCCGGAGCGGAGCAGUUCCACUCGGACUACAACACCCUACCCGUGUCCCGGGCACUGAAGAUCCAAGAGAUUGACGCCACGGACUCGUCCAUCAUGCACAUAGGCUUUCCCUACCUGAGGGGGCUGACGAAUCUCAGAUCCCUGAACCUGAAGCGCUGUCACUACGUGAGAGACGAGGCCCUCCAGAUGCUCGCGUGCCGGAAGGAGAGCCUCGAGGAGCUACGGGUGAUCAGCUGCGGCAACGUGAGUGACUACGGGGUCAAGACGCUGUCUGAGCUGACGAAGCUCAAAACCCUGGAACUUUUCGACCUGCCAGAGGUAAAGGACAAGGACGGAUGUGUUCAGCACCUCCGCCAGUUUCUUCCAGCCUGCAAAGUUGAAUACCGGACUGACGAACAGUUGCCCAACACUCAGUAGCCAGACUGCCAAGGUAAAUGUCAGUGGCAAAACUAUGCUGUGAUGUGCGAAUAAUAAACCAUGUGACAUCGACA